CGCGGACCGCCAGGGUCCCGGGUGGGGCGCCGAGCAGGCCGGGAGCGGCCAGGCCACGCCCGCAGGGCGGAGGGCGCUGCGGGACCCGGUGAAUCAUCGCCGGCGGCGGCAGCUCACAGUCCCGCUGCCGCGCGCCGGGCCCUGGCCGCGCCCCUGCCGAGCGCCGCUCAUCCCCGCAGCCGAGACCCUCGCUCGCUCGCCCGGCGGCAGCGCGGGCACCGGGCCAACCAUGGCGGGCAUUGCGGCCAAGCUGGCGAAGGACCGGGAGGCGGCCGAGGGGCUGGGCUCGCACGAGAGGGCGGUCAAGUACCUCAACCAGGACUACGCGGCGCUGCGGGACGAGUGCCUGGAGGCCGGGGCGCUGUUCCAGGACCCCUCCUUCCCGGCCCUGCCUUCCUCCCUGGGCUUCAAGGAGUUGGGACCCUACUCCAGCAAGACCCGGGGCAUCGAGUGGAAGCGGCCCACGGAGAUCUGUGAUGAUCCCCAAUUUAUUACUGGAGGAGCCACUCGCACAGACAUCUGCCAAGGAGCCCUAGGUGACUGCUGGCUGCUGGCCGCCAUUGCCUCCCUCACUUUGAAUGAAGAAAUUCUGGCUCGAGUCGUCCCCCUGGACCAGAGCUUCCAGGAGAACUAUGCGGGGAUCUUCCACUUCCAGUUCUGGCAGUACGGCGAGUGGGUGGAGGUGGUGGUGGACGACAGGCUGCCCACCAAGGACGGGGAGCUGCUCUUCGUGCACUCGGCAGAGGGCAGCGAGUUCUGGAGUGCGCUGCUGGAGAAGGCCUACGCCAAGAUCAAUGGGUGUUAUGAAGCACUUUCGGGGGGCGCCACCACCGAGGGCUUCGAGGACUUCACUGGAGGCAUCGCUGAGUGGUAUGAGUUGAGGAAGGCCCCUCCCAACCUGUUCAGGAUCAUCCAGAAGGCUCUGCAGAAAGGCUCUCUCCUGGGCUGCUCCAUCGAUAUCACCAGCGCUGCGGACUCGGAGGCCAUCACGUUCCAGAAGCUGGUGAAGGGGCACGCGUACUCGGUGACCGGCGCCGAGGAGGUGGAAAGCAGAGGAAGCCUGCAGAAGCUGAUCCGCAUCCGGAAUCCCUGGGGAGAGGUGGAGUGGACCGGGCAGUGGAAUGACAACUGCCCAAACUGGAACACAGUUGACCCCGAGGUGAGGGAAAGCCUGACCAGACGGCACGAGGAUGGGGAAUUCUGGAUGUCUUUCAGCGACUUCCUGAGACACUAUUCCCGCCUGGAGAUCUGCAACCUGACCCCUGACACACUCACCAGUGACACCUAUAAGAAGUGGAAACUCACCAAGAUGGAUGGGAACUGGAGGCGAGGCUCGACCGCGGGCGGCUGCAGGAACUACCCAAACACGUUCUGGAUGAACCCUCAGUACCUGAUCAAGCUGGAGGAAGAGGACGAGGAUCAGGAGGACGGGGAGAGCGGCUGCACCUUCCUGGUGGGCCUCAUCCAGAAGCACCGGCGGCGGCAGAGGAAGAUGGGCGAGGACAUGCACACCAUUGGCUUCGGCAUCUAUGAGGUUCCAGAGGAGUUUACUGGGCAGACCAACAUCCACCUCAGCAAAAAAUUCUUCCUGACAACCAGAGCGCGGGAGCGGUCGGACACCUUCAUCAACCUGCGGGAGGUGCUCAACCGCUUCAAGCUGCCCCCCGGGGAGUACAUCGUGGUGCCCUCCACCUUCGAGCCCAACAAGGACGGCGACUUCUGCAUCCGGGUCUUUUCCGAGAAGAAAGCCGACUACCAAGUUGUCGACGAUGAAAUCGAGGCCAACCUUGAGGAGAUUGACAUCAGCGAGGACGACAUCGAUGAUGGAUUCAGGAGACUGUUUGCCCAGCUGGCUGGAGAGGAUGCAGAGAUUUCUGCCUUUGAGUUGCAGACAAUCCUGAGACGAGUGCUAGCAAAGCGCCAAGAUAUCAAGUCCGAUGGCUUCAGUAUUGAGACCUGCAAGAUCAUGGUGGACAUGCUCGACUCGGAUGGGAGUGGCAAACUGGGUCUGAAGGAGUUCUACAUUCUCUGGACGAAGAUUCAGAAAUACCAAAAAAUUUACCGGGAAAUCGAUGUGGACCGGUCUGGAACCAUGAACUCCUAUGAGAUGCGGAAAGCAUUAGAAGCAGCAGGUUUCAAGAUGCCCUGUCAGCUCCACCAAGUGAUCGUUGCCCGGUUUGCAGAUGACGAGCUCAUCAUUGAUUUUGACAAUUUUGUCCGGUGUUUGAUUCGACUGGAGACACUAUUCAGGAUAUUUAAGCAGCUGGACCCCGAGAAUACUGGAAUGAUCCAGCUCGAUCUUAUCUCUUGGCUGUGUUUUUCAGUACUUUGAAGCGAUAACCAAUCUGCCUGAAGACUUCUCAUGAAAGAAAAUCAGCUGAGGACUAAGCCUCCACGGAGAAACUUUUUAUCUAGAUCUUGAAAUUAUGGGAACAUUUACUUAAACUGAUGAUUAGAGCUGAAAAUGAUACUGUCGACUUGAGAAAGCAGAACUUUCAGAUAUCAAAGUAAAAGAUUUGCAUAUAAUUAUACUAAAUGAGAGUCACUUAACCCUUGACAAACUUAGGAAAAAACCUUCCAUCUGUAUAUAGUAUAUCCUUUUUACUUUUACACACUUUCCUGUUUAGAGCAAUAUUAAAUCAGGAAAAACUGCAGGGAGGUGUUUAACAGCUGAGCUUAAUUGAACAUUCAGUCAACCUCAAAGGACACAAUGUCUUUGCCAGCAAUAGUUAAAGCAACUUCAAGUUUAAAAAUGCAGCUAUGACAUCUACCAAACAGCUGUCCAGGGAUUCUUUAUUGCCCUUGAGUAAAAUGGAAAAAUAUGAUGCAUCAUGAAGGCAUCUCCAGAGGCCAGGUGAGAAGCACAUCUCAGUCAUUGGGUUAAGUAAGAGAUUUUAUAUAACAUUGAUUGGUUAACCAGCAUGUCUUAACUCAAGUGCUGGAGCGCAUCUGGUCUUAACACACUGAGCAUUAAUGAUACCAAAAGGAUGCUACUCUGGCUCAGCUGAAGCACUGACCCAAACUGGGCAUCUAUCCACGAGCCCACUGUGAUGGAAGACAGCACAGCUGUUUGCUGCCCGCCUCAAACCUUCCUGAACUUCCCCACUAGCAUCCAUGCAUGGACUGGGGGAAACAUCUCGUAGAAACCCCCAGGGAAACCACCCGAGCUUGUUUCCUGGCUUUAAAUUGGGAAAAAUGCUAGUGACAUUAUACAAAUACUGCCUUGUUGCCUUAUCUUCUUCCAAGUGUACUGUUCAAUAAAAAGUCGCCCAGGCAAUCCCA
Molecule: messenger RNA, 3282 nt
Organism: Capra hircus (goat)
Lineage: Eukaryota; Metazoa; Chordata; Mammalia; Artiodactyla; Bovidae
Gene: CAPN2
Product: calpain 2
Exons: 21
Coding region: 230-2332 (700 amino acids)
Biological process (GO): proteolysis
Cellular component (GO): cytoplasm
Molecular function (GO): calcium-dependent cysteine-type endopeptidase activity; calcium ion binding
Source: RefSeq, a predicted model, not a curated record